GGAGGGGUCCCGGGCCCGGCCCCCUGCCCGGAGCUGACGGCCGUGCCUCUGCCCCGCUGCAGUCGGAGGAAGACAAGCAGCUGCAGGAUGAGCUGGAGAUGCUGGUGGAGCACCUGGGGGAGAAGGACACGUCCCUGUACCGCCCUGCGCUGGAGGAGCUACGCAGGCAGAUCCGCUCCUCCACCACCUCCAUGACUUCUGUGCCCAAGCCCCUGAAGUUCCUCCGCCCACACUACGGCAAGCUGAAGGAGAUCUAUGAGAACAUGGCUCCUGGAGAGAACAAGCGCUUUGCAGCUGACAUCAUUUCUGUGCUGGCCAUGACCAUGAGUGGGGAGCGGGAGUGCCUGAAGUACCGCCUGGUGGGCUCCCAGGAGGAGCUGGCCUCCUGGGGGCACGAAUACGUCAGGCAUCUGGCAGGCGAGGUGGCGAAGGAGUGGCAGGAGAUCGAUGAGGCUGACAAGGCCCAGAGGGACACACUCCUGACACUGGUCAAGGAGAUCGUGCCCUACAACAUGGCGCAUAACGCGGAGCACGAAGCCUGCGACCUGCUCAUGGAAAUCGAGCAGAUGGACAUGCUGGAGAAGUACAUUGAUGACAACGCCUACGCCAAGGUCUGCCUCUACCUCACCAGCUGCGUAAGCUAUGUGCCCGAGCCCGAGAACUCGGCUCUGCUGCGCUGUGCCCUGGGCAUCUUCCGCAAGUUUGGGCGGUUCCCGGAGGCGCUGCGCCUGGCCCUCAUGCUCAAUGACAUGGAGCUGGUGGAGGACAUCUUCACCUCCUGCAAAGACGUGGUGGUACAGAAGCAGAUGGCUUUCAUGCUGGGGCGCCACGGUGUCUUCCUGGAGCUCAACGAGGAUGUAGAGGAGUAUGAGGAUCUCACUGAGAUCAUGUCUAACGUGCAGCUGAACAGCAAUUUCCUGGCCCUGGCCCGGGAGCUGGACAUCAUGGAACCCAAGGUGCCAGAUGACAUCUAUAAGACCCACUUGGAGAACAACAGGUUUGGCGGCAGUGGCUCGCAAGUGGACUCAGCUCGCAUGAACCUGGCCUCCUCCUUUGUCAACGGCUUCGUCAACGCUGCCUUUGGGCAGGACAAGCUGCUGACCGACGAUGGCAACAAGUGGCUUUACAAGAACAAGGACCAUGGGAUGCUCAGCGCUGCGGCCUCACUGGGCAUGAUCCUGCUGUGGGAUGUGGAUGGGGGCCUCACACAGAUUGACAAGUACCUGUACUCCUCUGAGGACUACAUCAAGUCGGGCGCCCUGCUGGCCUGUGGCAUUGUGAACUCAGGGGUGCGGAACGAGUGUGACCCUGCACUGGCGCUGCUGUCCGACUAUGUUCUGCACAACAGCAACACUAUGCGCAUUGGUGCCAUCUUUGGGCUUGGCUUGGCUUAUGCCGGCUCCAACCGCGAGGAUGUCCUGACUCUGCUGCUCCCUGUCAUGGGUGACUCCAAAUCCAGCAUGGAGGUGGCUGGCGUGACGGCCUUGGCCUGUGGCAUGAUUGCUGUGGGCUCCUGCAAUGGGGACGUCACCUCCACCAUUCUCCAGACCAUCAUGGAGAAGUCUGAGACGGAGCUGAAGGACACUUAUGCUCGCUGGUUGCCGCUUGGCCUGGGCCUCAACCACCUGGGUACAGCCGGGCAGGCAGGCACUGUCUGCAGGCUGGGGCUGGGCUGGCCUUGCUGCUGCCCCACAGGGAAGGGGGAGGCAAUCGAGGCUAUCCUGGCGGCGCUGGAGGUGGUGUCGGAGCCCUUCCGUAGCUUUGCCAACACCCUGGUGGACAUCUGUGCCUAUGCUGGCUCAGGCAACGUGCUGAAGGUGCAGCAGCUGCUCCACAUCUGCAGUGAGCACUUUGACUCUAAGGAGAAGGAGGAGGAGAAGGACAAGAAAGACAAGAAGGAGAAGGAGAAGAAAGAAGGCUCAGCUGACAUGGGGGCCCACCAGGGUGUGGCUGUGCUGGGUAUCGCGCUCAUUGCCAUGGGGGAAGAGAUUGGCGCCGAGAUGGCUCUGCGCACCUUCGGCCACCUGCUGCGGUAUGGGGAGCCUACGCUGCGCCGCGCUGUGCCCCUGGCCCUGGCUCUGAUCUCGGUCUCCAACCCACGCCUCAACAUCCUUGACACCCUCAGCAAGUUCUCACAUGAUGCUGACCCUGAAGUCUCCUACAACUCCAUCUUUGCCAUGGGCAUGGUGGGCAGUGGCACCAACAAUGCCCGGCUGGCAGCGAUGCUGAGACAGCUGGCCCAGUACCAUGCCAAGGACCCCAACAACCUCUUCAUGGUGCGGCUGGCUCAGGGGCUGACUCACCUUGGGAAGGGGACCCUCACACUGUGUCCAUACCACAGUGACCGGCAGCUUAUGAGCCAGGUGGCUGUGGCGGGGCUGCUGACCGUGCUUGUAUCCUUCCUGGACGUGCGCAACAUCAUCUUGGGCAAGUCACACUAUGUCCUGUAUGGGCUGGUGGCCGCCAUGCAGCCACGCAUGCUGGUGACGUUCGAUGAGGAGUUGCGGCCUCUGCCUGUGUCGGUCAGGGUGGGGCAGGCUGUGGAUGUCGUGGGGCAGGCAGGCAAGCCAAAGACCAUCACAGGCUUCCAGACGCACACAACGCCAGUGCUGCUGGCACAUGGGGAACGGGCUGAGCUGGCCACGGAGGAGCACAUGCCCGUGACGCCCAUCCUGGAGGGCUUCGUCAUCCUGCGCAAGAACCCCAACUAUGAUGUCUGAGCCUGGGGCUGGGGUGGGGCAGGGGCUGGAGGAGGUGGGGAGGGGAAGGGGCAUGUGCUCAGCUCCUCGCUGCUGUUUGUUACUGAGGAGCUGGUAGGCAAAUAAAUCUAUGGGAGACA
Alligator sinensis (Chinese alligator) is the source of this 2839-nucleotide messenger RNA. RefSeq names its product proteasome 26S subunit, non-ATPase 2 (gene PSMD2). The transcript has 20 exons. The record is from RefSeq and is a predicted model, not a curated record. Gene Ontology annotation, molecular function: enzyme regulator activity. Gene Ontology annotation, cellular component: proteasome complex; nucleus; proteasome storage granule. The coding region runs from base 99 to 2720 and encodes 873 amino acids. Gene Ontology annotation, biological process: proteasome-mediated ubiquitin-dependent protein catabolic process; regulation of protein catabolic process. Lineage: Eukaryota; Metazoa; Chordata; Crocodylia; Alligatoridae.